GCUACCGUGAAGCGCGAAGAGGAUUCGACUCUGGCAAUACCUCAACAUCGCGAUCUAGACUUUGAAUCGCCCUCAAAUAGUGCGCAUCGACAACGAACCGCACAUGGACAAAUAGUGCUUCUUGCAUAGAACCAUCAACUUGAGACCAAGAAGCGGCGUAAAACGAAGGUCACCUUACUCAUUGGUCGAACAAACGGUACAUUGAUCUUUGCACCAACCCGCAAGUGGAUGCGUAAGCGCGCAAACGCCAGCGGCAAUAAGGUUGCGACAAUACUUCACACCAUGAAACCUUCUCACUCCUUCUCGCUGCAGCACUGGCGCUCAGACGCACCUUUGGCCGGUGACGCCCCUGUUUCAUCCAUACUUAGCUCUCUAUAGUUCUAAAUCACGGCUCCCUAUGCGGCCAUAUCUUCCGCACAUUGUUCGAAAGUCUGGAGUACUACCCGGCCGAACCACGAAGAAUGUCGCAGAUGAUGCGUGUCGGGCAUGCAGUAUCCGGAUUAAGCAAGGGAUACCGACACAAUCAUUCGUCCCGUCAGCGCUUCAGAUCAUCGUCGUAACCGGUCGGAUGUAUUGCUAUCCAUGGAAAGGUGAGGUGACGCCCACUGAAGCGCAGGAGUUUUCAUUCGAAUGGCUAGGCAUGGUCUUCUUGUCUGACAGUCGUUACCGACUACUGACUUCACAACGCUGCCGAGGCAAGCGCCUCUCGAGAUAAACAACCGGACCGAACAAGCUGUUCUGGGAACCGUCGCCUGAGCUGACAUCUCUGAAUGCCGAGGUAGCGUCUUCUUGCGGUAUCUCGUUGAUCGCUUGCCGUGUGCUGCUACCAGGAUAAACCCUAGUUGAUGGACAACAGCCUAACAGGGGUAGGGACAUGUUGGAAUAACCCGACGGCCCUACAAGGUGAUCUGGUUACCCUGAACCUCCGUAAGGGCAAGAGUCAGCUAUGCUCAGGCGAUCGUCUAGAGAUGACGUAUCGGUUUGAUCGUUUGCGUUGUGGGCCCCAAGUCGAUGAAGGCCGCUCCCAUAUAGUCGACCAAAGCACUGAGAGAAACAUCCGUCAAUCGUAGACAAUCGUCCAGCAAUCUUGGUUUGAUCUGCUACCCCUUUGCAACCAGCA
Molecule: messenger RNA, 1120 nt
Organism: Baudoinia panamericana UAMH 10762
Lineage: Eukaryota; Fungi; Ascomycota; Dothideomycetes; Mycosphaerellales; Teratosphaeriaceae
Exons: 3
Coding region: 398-715 (105 amino acids)
Source: RefSeq, a predicted model, not a curated record